Cadophora gregata is the source of this 2425-nucleotide messenger RNA. RefSeq lists its product as uncharacterized. The record is from RefSeq and is a predicted model, not a curated record. Lineage: Eukaryota; Fungi; Ascomycota; Leotiomycetes; Helotiales; Ploettnerulaceae. Gene Ontology annotation, biological process: transmembrane transport. The transcript has 4 exons. Bases 1 to 2025 code for a protein of 674 amino acids. Gene Ontology annotation, cellular component: membrane. Gene Ontology annotation, molecular function: sulfate transmembrane transporter activity.
AUGCGCUAUUCGGUAUUUUAUAGCUACCGAUUUCAGACGACUGAUGACAAGACACCUGACUUGUCCAUAUGUAUAUGUAGGUACCUAGUCCAAUGGAUCUCAGCGUACAACCUGAGAUGGAUCAUGGAUGACGCCUUGGCCGGUUCAUCUGUUGGCAUGCUUCUUAUCCCACAAGCGCUCAUCUAUGCGACAAUCGCGGGUGCCCCAAUCCAGCAGGCACUUCUUGCGAGUUGGCUCCCAGGAGUGAUCUAUGCUAUAAUGGGAACUUCCAGAGAUAUUAGUGUAGGCCCAACUUCCGGAACUGCAUUUUUCACUGCCACCAUUGUUGUCGAACUAGGGAAGCUCGGGAUUCCUCCCGCACUUGCUGCGGCAGUUGUCUCCUUCUCUGUUGGCAUUUGGUCGUUGAUAUUCGGCAUACUCAAUCUCGGCUUCAUAUUUGAUUAUGUGUCCACUCCUAUGUCAUUGGGAUUCACCAUGGGUACAGCCAUUGUGGUCAUCAACUCUCAGAUUCCGGCAAUCCUGGGACUACAAGGAGUGUCACCUGUGUUCAUAGACAUGAUGCCCGAGAUCAUCAAGAGGAUUGGGGAGACCAAAAGUAUCACAGUUGCCAUCGCAGUGUCAUCAAUCGUCCUCCUCGCAUUUUCGCAAUUUGUUGGCAACAAAUGGGGUCACAAGAAUGCCUUCAUCCGCAUUUUUGCUGCUAGUCGGCACAUCAACGUGUUAGGACUAUUUACGGGAAUCAGCUUUUUUGCUAACAAAAAUCUGGAUCUACCGCUGUGGUCCGUUCUCGGACCCGUUGCUACGACUCCUGUCGCCGCUGUUCCCGACCAACAAAUCUUGUCAGGUGUCUUUGGGUCCAUGAUCACACUCAUGUUGUCCACAGCCCUCGAGCACGUAGCAUUGGCGAAGACAUUUGCCCAUAAAGGUGGCUACGACAUUGAUCAGAACCAAGAAGUCUUCUCCAUUGGAGUUAUCAAUCUCGCCAAUUCAUUCUUUGGCGGACUCCCAGUCGGCGGAUCAGACAUGGCCAGAUCAUCAGUCUUAGCAACGUCAGGCUCAAGAAGUCCGCUCUCUGGAGUUUUCUCCUCCGCAAUGGUCUUCCUUGGGAUGUUUGCAUUGAGUAACUCAUUGAAAUUCAUUCCUUCAGCCACCGUUGCAGCAGUCAUAGUUGUUGCAGUAUUCGACCAAAUGCCGCCGCAGAAACUCAUUGUAGCAUUCUGGAAGAUUUCCUUCGUCGACUUUCUACAGCUCUUUCUGGCAUUUAACAUGACACUGGCUCAGUCAGGAACCGUCGGUGUCCUUGGAUCUUUGUUCUUCAUGAUCGUCUACACCACCAUGCGAAUCAUGUUUUCUCGGCCGACCGGCAUCGUCUCGAUCGAUCUUGAGACCCAAUACAGCAACAACAGUCCUCCCUGGUGGGCGAAAGAAGAUCGCAUUCCCGCCGGUACACAAGUCAUCAAAUUUGAGACUGAUGCAAUUUGGCUCAACGCUGAUAGGCUCAAACGUCACAUCAUGGAUACCAUUUACACCUACCAGUCUGGCCUUUCCAAAACUGCAACAACUGGUGAAGGGCGGCCCUGGAACUAUCAUCUUAAUAAGCAUAUUGUUACAAUCAGGAAAGCUGCUGGCAUAAACGACGCAGAUACUUUCAUUCCGCGUCUGCGAGUGGUCAUCUUUGACAUGGCGUCAACAUCUUUCAUCGACAUAUGCGCAAUUCAGCUAUUCGAGGAUGUCAAGAAAGAAUUGCGGCUUUAUGCUGGAGAUGGAGUAGAAUUCCGUUUCGUGGGAAUGAACAAAGGUGUAAAAAGGCGGUUUGAACGAGCAGGAUGGAAAAUAGCGUCACCCUUUGAACCGAUAGUGGGAAGUGUAAUGGAAGUUGAAGGACAAGAGGUUGCCGCCGAACCCAAGAUUACGGUGCCUGACUUGUGGUUUGAUCACUUGCCACAUGCAAUCCAGCAUGUCACCCAUAUGGGACCGGAAGAUUAUGAUCUCGACAGAGUGUCGGUGGACAUGCAGAAGUAUUAAGGAUCACAGGACUUUGUUGAUCAAAGGACUUCAUCUGAGAUCGUUUUCGAGUUUUCUGUUCUGGGCUCGGCUUUCUUCCAUUUUUGUAAAUGGAGGAAUUGUUGCCCUUGGCAUGGACUGGAAUGAACUAGUGGAGAUGCCCUCCCGAUACUAUCCAAUGACAUCUACGGCUCUGCUCUCUCUCCUCUUCCCCUGGUGAAUUGAAAGUCUUGUUUACGCCGCAUUAAUCCAAUCCGUGUUAACCAAAAGUUCAAAUGUGUCUUUUCAGUCAAUAUAUGAGGGAGUUCUCGUUGACGUAGAGAAGCACACUAUCUGGGAAAAGCUGAGAGCUUUAAAACAACCGAUAGGACUGUAACAUUGCAAACCAAAAGGGAUUCGGUUUGAGCUUUCUAAAUUUUCU